This is a messenger RNA of Saprolegnia diclina VS20, 604 nucleotides long. RefSeq lists its product as hypothetical. The transcript has 3 exons. Gene Ontology annotation, biological process: tRNA 5'-leader removal. Gene Ontology annotation, molecular function: ribonuclease P RNA binding. The record is from RefSeq and is a predicted model, not a curated record. The coding region runs from base 99 to 536 and encodes 145 amino acids. NCBI's taxonomy places the organism in Eukaryota, Oomycota, Saprolegniomycetes, Saprolegniales, Saprolegniaceae. Gene Ontology annotation, cellular component: ribonuclease P complex.
GAGCUCCGCGACGAGACGCGCAAGGACGUCCUGCAUCCGCAUACCCCGACUUUAUCCGGACGUGGGUUUCUUUGGUGGCGGCGGCAAAGCAGCGAGCCAUGGUGCGCUUCAAGAACCGGUACUUUGUCGUCGAAGUGAGCUUUGGCCGCAGCAAGAAGGGCCCGGCGCUCACAGCGCGCGACAUCUACUCGCUCGUGCUCGCCGCCAUUGCGAGCAACUACGGCGACUUUGGCGUCGGCACGAUGCAGGCGGCGCUGCAAGUGCUCUACUACAAUGCGAUCACACACUUGGCCGUCGUGCGCUGCGGCCGCGACGACGCGACGCAAGUGCACGCGUGCCUGACCUUUUUAACGGAGGCGCAACACCAGGACGCCAAGUUUCGCACGGUCGUGGUCUGCGGGUCUAGCCGCACGGUGAAAGAUACGCUCCUGAGGCUGUCGCGCGAACGUAUUCACGACGCAAAGCUGACGGCAAGUCACCCAACGAUCGAGUCGGACGUUGUCGCGGAGAUUGCAGGCCUCGAUAGCACACAGUAGACGCGACAAAUAUAACAGCAUGUGCUGCAUAGACCAUGUCCAUGGAACGUCGUCACAUUGGAUCACUG